Cuscuta campestris is the source of this 3071-nucleotide messenger RNA. The record is from the annotation of a GenBank genome assembly. Lineage: Eukaryota; Viridiplantae; Streptophyta; Magnoliopsida; Solanales; Convolvulaceae.
CUGCGAAUAUAAUUAUUUCCGUCAUUUUGGAGGACGCUUAAUUCCGGUUUUGUCCCUGGAUAUUAAAGAGGUGGGUAACUGAUUUGAACCUGGCAGUGGGUUUUUCCGAUUUCUGAGGACGGCUAUUCACGCGCCAGCUUUGCUAUCAAGGCUGUUGCAUGCUUCCCGAUUUUUGAGGUCGGAGAUUUAGCCGGUUGUUUCGCACUUCUAAUAUUAUAAGCUUGAAACAUGAAGUGUGCAGAGCUUGGGAACCCUGAUAGUCCUCAUCCGGUGAGAAGACGCAGUCUGAGACUAGCAAUGGCGAAAGAGGAAAAUUUGCCCAGUGGUGGAGAAGCAUUGUCAGCGGAGGAUGAGCUUGAUGAAGUUCCGCUGAUUAAGAGAAUGGAGAAGGUUCAGGUAUGGGGGCGAAUGGAUAAUGGUGUAUGUGGUCGGUUUGCGUCACGGUAUUUCCCCUCCUGCAAAUUGGUUAAGCGAAGAGACAUCACAAAUGCUUUCAUCAACUUUGAUCGGGAGGCGCCGAAUACAAUGCCAAAUGAUGUCCUAAAGAUGGCUCUGAUUUAUGCGUUGGCGAAUUCAUUUCUUGGAAACCAGCCUUAUGUCAAUUUGCCGAUGAGUUAUCUGAACCUGGUUGAUGAUAUUAAUGAGUUCAAUUGUUACCCGUGGGGGGAUGACGUCUGGUCAGAGCUAAUUGAUCAUGUGUAUCGGUGUGCGGUGUAUAUUGAAAAAGGUGGUAGCACAAGGCCAACGUUUGGUGGCUACAUGUUUGCGUUACAGGUGUGGGCAUUUGAGACAUUCCCAUCGCUAGCAGAGGUUGUAGUGAAAGCCGUUGAGCCGACAGCCGCUGAGAUGUUGGUGGACAAUGUGAAAGAGCUUUUCAAGGAUGAACCCACUGCUUUGGUGAAGGGGAAGAGGAAGUUGUCAUUAAGUGCUUCCAAACGGGUUCGGAAUGUGAGGGAGAAGCAGGUGAAUAUACGCGAUGCGUUGGGGAAGAUUAAAGCUGAGGGAGUGCCGUCUGGAAGUGAGAUGUUGCCCGAGGUCAAGAAGGUUGACGUGGGAAGUGUGAAGGGUGCUGAUAAUCUGGUGGGUCAUAGAGGCAAGAAGGAGGGCGUGGCAGCAAGGGGGAAGCUAGAUGAAAUUUUAGGCAUUCUUCGACAAAAAGCUGCGACUGUUGAUGUUGGAUCAGCUUCGGGGAAGGGGUCUCUGCUGGGAGGCAAUGAGGAAGUGAAGGUGCAGGUGGCAGGACCCUCUGGUGCGGGGGAUAUCGAUGUUGGAGUUAAGUGUGGGGAUGAUCUGGAGUUGAGAUUUGAUGCCGGUGGUCCAUCGUUUGACCUUCUGACCCAAAUCCCGAAAGUAAAUACGAUUGCUGAUGACGUGCCAAAUGACAGAUCUGGUAAUGUAUCGGUGGCAGAGGGUAGUGAUGAUGCAAUGCAGGAAAAGUGUUUAGAUAUUCCGUACACUGAGACACAGUACGAUCCAUACGUCCUUGAGUUGAGUGACAGGGAAACGAAGAGGCAGGCUCCUCCGAUUUCGUGUGAACUGGCUGUAGUGGAGUGUGCGGCGGAUGGAAGAUGCAAGAAAAGCAUAGAGGGUGGUGAGCCUGUCAUGAAAAGUGGAGACAUUACAAUGCCAAAUCCUGUGCCUGUACCGGUUAAUGUAGAUGCUGCAUUUGGAGUUGGACAUGCGUUUUCUACGGCUUCAAACUCCAACAGUGCAUGCGUUGAGAUUGACCGGCCUAAACGGGUUCACAAAAGUCCGGAAAGAUAUACUCCAUCGGAGGCCGAGCAAGACAGGAAAAGGCGCAAGCUUGAACGGAUAGAGCGUGCUAGGGAACGUCAUACCCGUGAUGUGAUGGCUGUGUGUUAUGGGCCAUUUUCAGAGGAUUCGAAUGAGAUGCCUGCGGUGGAAGAAGUAGAGAAGGUGAGAGGAUUUUUGAAUGAAGGCUUGCUGAAAAGGCACGAUCGGGGGAACAAGACAUGUAGGUAUACGACCAAGGUGGAGGACCUGUCAAAAAACCCUAUUGUACUAGAUGGUUUUACGGUGGAUAGCAAGACAUGGCUAUAUGAGCUCUUUACAAACACAGAGUGGUUGCGCAGCACGCAUGUUGAAAUAGCAAUGUAUUUCCUAGAAGUGAAGGGCAGGCAGUAUGAUCUAUUGCAGUUGUACACAACAACAACCCCUUAUUUCUUACAAGGGUUGUAUAAACAUCAAGAAAGGGUGAAUGUUGGCAAGGCAAGGAAGAAGGAAGUCAUUAGUAAUAUGAAUCUAACAGCUGAGGUGAAGGGUUUGGCGCAGGAAUAUUCUAGGCCAUGGUCUGAAUGUGAUUUCGUACAUAUGCCCUUAAAUACCGGUGACCACUGGAUAUUGCUGGUACUAGAAGUCGAAGGAAGGACUAUACGCGUAUAUGAUUCGAAAGGAAUGAAGGGAAAAAGUUGUCGGGCUUUUAAUGAAUAUGUCGAGUGUAUCACAGAGUUGCUGCCAGUUCUACUUGAUUUAUUGAGCGUGUAUGACGAGCACUCUGAUGGGCCGAUGGGGAAAAAGAAGUUCUCUAUCAAUGUCAUUGACGGGUGUCCCCAACAAAAUGAUGGGUCCAACUGCGGAAUGUUCAUGUUGAAGUUUGCUGAGUUCUUAAUGAUGGACCGAGAAAUUUCUGAUGUGCACUCCCGCGAUAUGCAGGCUUACCGGGAGAAGAUGACUACGGAGUUCAUUGUCUACAGUAAUGAGCAGAAAGAGCAAACCAAAGACCUCUAGUCAUCUCAUGAUUUUAUUUCUCGGUGUUUUGAUAUCAUGGGACGUUUUGUUUUUGUUUUUGUUUUUUUGGGUGGUGGCAGAUACUUGUUAUUGUUAAAGCAGUUUAAGUACGCUUUGUGUUUGUGGAGAUUGGAAGUAUGGUUUUUGUGUGGAUUUGUUAAGGUUUUUUGUAUUUUUGAUUUUUAUCGGUCAGAGACAAUGUCCUGUGGUGUUUUAUAUUGCAUUAGUCUUUCAUUUGCGUCAUUUGUUUUGGUAUAUGGUGUUUGGCAGAGUUUGUUAUGGUAAUGGUUUGCUUUCUACUGUUAUAAACUGAUAACUGUGGG